This is a messenger RNA of Sporothrix brasiliensis 5110, 870 nucleotides long. RefSeq lists its product as uncharacterized. The transcript has 2 exons. Gene Ontology annotation, cellular component: precatalytic spliceosome. The coding region runs from base 1 to 870 and encodes 289 amino acids. The record is from RefSeq and is a predicted model, not a curated record. NCBI's taxonomy places the organism in Eukaryota, Fungi, Ascomycota, Sordariomycetes, Ophiostomatales, Ophiostomataceae. Gene Ontology annotation, biological process: RNA splicing.
AUGGCAGACUCUAGCUACCGACGGAACCGCCGGCCGGACGGCGACCGAGAACGCGGGAGUGGCGGCAGCAACCGCAACCGCGAUCACAACGACCGCAACAACCGCAACGACCGCGACUACGAUCGGGACCGUGGUGGCCGUGGACGUGAUGACCGUGGGCGUGAUGGCCGUGGCGGUGACCGCCAUCGCCGCUAUCGGUCGCGCUCACGCGACGGCAGAGACUACCGCGACCGCGACCGGCGUGACAAUCGCCACAACGACCGCAGCGAUCGGGGCGACCGCGAGGACCGCCGCCGGGCCGACGACGACGACGACGACGACGACGACGACGACGACGACGACGACGACGACGACGACGAGCAGGGCGGCCUCCUGCGCAACAGCGCCUCGGCAGGCCUGCCGAAUAGAACGCGUGCGCGGCCCGGCGAGAGCGGCGGGUCGGCGUCCAUGUCCACGUCCACGCCCACGACGUCUGCAUCUGCGUCUGCAUCGGCCGUCGCCCCCAUGUCCUUCCGUGUCGGUGGGGGCCACAACAGCAGCAGCAGAAGCAGCAGACACUACGACGACGCUGGAUAUGGAGAGAUCGACGGCUACGACGAUGCGGACGGCCGAGACGACGGCGAGGCCGACAUGGAGGGCGGUGGCAGUGGCGGCCAUGUCGACGGCGACGACGACGACGAUGUCGAGGUCGACGACGAUGGCAUGGAUGCCAUGCAGGCCAUGAUGGGCUUCAGCGGCUUCUCGUCCACCAAAGGCACCAAGGUGGCGGGCAACAAUGCAGGCGCCGUCCGCAAGGCCAAGCGCACCCAGUACCGCCAGUACAUGAACCGGCAAGGCGGCUUCAACCGGCCGCUCAGUCCGUCGCGGUAA